This is a messenger RNA of Diospyros lotus (date-plum), 1082 nucleotides long. RefSeq lists its product as uncharacterized. The record is from RefSeq and is a predicted model, not a curated record. Gene Ontology annotation, molecular function: RNA binding. The transcript has 8 exons. Lineage: Eukaryota; Viridiplantae; Streptophyta; Magnoliopsida; Ericales; Ebenaceae. Gene Ontology annotation, biological process: nuclear-transcribed mRNA catabolic process; ribosomal large subunit biogenesis; ribosomal large subunit assembly. Gene Ontology annotation, cellular component: preribosome, large subunit precursor; nucleolus. Bases 105 to 794 code for a protein of 229 amino acids.
UUUGCAGGGUUUCUGAAAUACAGGCAGCGAACGAGCAACAGAGAGAGAGAGAGAGAGAGAGAGAGAGAGAGAGAGAGGCUAAUUCGUAGUUCAAACGGGGAAGAAUGCCGAAGUCAAAGCGCAAUAGACCAGUGACGUUGUCGAAGACAAAGAAAAAGGGAAGGGAACACAAGGAGUCGAUUGUGAAUUCGAUCAGGGACGCAGUUGAAAAGUACAACUCCAUACAUGUGUUUACGUUCGAGAACAUGAGGAACCUCAAGUUCAAGGAGUUCAGAGAGAACCUCAAAUCGUCUAGCAGAUUUUUUCUUGGAUCAAACAAAGUCAUGCAGGUGGCUAUAGGUCGAUCCGUUGCCGAUGAGAUUAGACCUGGCCUUCACAAAAUUUCUAAGCUUUUACGUGGAGAUUCUGGGCUAUGUUUUACCAAUUUGCCGAAAGAAGAGGUCCAAAGGUUAUUUAAUGAGUAUGAAGAAUAUGAUUUUGCACGGACUGGUAGCUUAGCUACCGAGAAGGUAGAGCUUCAAGAAGGUCCUCUGGACCAGUUCACCCAUGAGAUGGAGCCCUUUCUGCGCAAGCAGGGAAUGCCUGUUAGGUUGAACAAAGGUGUGGUGGAGCUUGUUUCAGACUUUGUUAUUUGUGAGGAAGGGAACCCAUUGUCACCAGAGUCAGCUCGCAUACUGCGUCUGCUCGGUAUCAAGAUGGCUACCUUCCGCCUUCACUUAAUUUGCAGAUGGAGUCCCGAGGAGUUUGAAGUUUAUAAAGAAGGGCUGGAUGGUUCAGAUGUUGAAUCUUCAUAGGAUUCUGUUUGAGGAUGAACAAUGAUGAAUGUUUCCUCAACCUAGUAAUACAAGAGCAGCUACUGUCCGAGGCAUGUCAGUGUACUAGAGAGUUCAGAAUCUCACCAAUGGACGUCAGAUGAUAUAUGAAACUAUUUAGCUGUUGUACUAUUUUGCUUAUUUUUUUUAGUGCAAUCUUGUUGAGUUGGAUUUUGUCUUACAGAUUCUUGUGUAAAAAAAAGUAACAGAAGGAAGUUAACCAGGAGCCUGAAAGAGAUGGUUAUAAUUUCCAUUCUCUUGUUUGUGUUC